Messenger RNA from Acanthocheilonema viteae, 1209 nucleotides. Lineage: Eukaryota; Metazoa; Nematoda; Chromadorea; Rhabditida; Onchocercidae. The record is from the annotation of a GenBank genome assembly.
AUGGCUCGUGAAGAGUUCGAAUCAUUGUGUAAUACUGUAGCAGCAUCGUUACAAAUCUCUGCGCCACCUAUAUCUUUGAUUGGUGUUCAGAAGCGUCCUCGUCUCCGUGAUAGUCGGUGCAUGAAAAGAAUCUCUGCUUAUAAUAAUGUGGACAGUUUUAAUGGGUUCCAGGUACAAGUUGAUAUCCCUAAAAUACUAAUUGCUCCAUCACUACAAUUCCGAAAUCCAUUUGAAAUUAGACGAAGUAGGCUCUUCGAGCAACUGCAGAAAAUGCGAAUCAAUUUGCUGCAACAGCUCAACAUAGGACAAAUACCGGUAUUUGAGGGUGGUCGGCCGGGUACCAGUAUCAAAUUACAACAUGCGGAGGAUUUGCAUAAUCUUCCCAUUAGUCAGAUGGGAAAUUAUCAAGAAUAUAUCAAGAGCCUUGAGGCUGUCGGACGUGGUCCACUUAGAGAAGUUGAGCCUCAAGCAAUCCGUGUACAUGCAUUUGGGAACCCAUUUAAAAUCGAUAAGAAAACUAUGACAGUGGAUGAAGUGGGUGAGGGAAACUUGCUGGGAACUUCUCCGAAAGUCGAAACUUCAAAAAAGCGGUUGUCUUCUACUGGUUCAACUGCUUCUAGCACAGAUAGCAGUCGCCCACCACGACGAAAGGCGGGGCCUUUAGCAGCUGAUUCCUUGUCUCAGUGGCGGCGGCGGCGACGACGCAGUACAUGCUCAUAUUCAUCGGUUGCUUCUUCUUUAUCCGAUCUCGAAUUAGCUUCUCAUAGUUCCGAUCUCUCUUUUGAAGAUACUCAAGCACUUACUGGCUCAGGUUGCGAACCGUCCACGUCAGGUUUAAACGGUAAUGUUGAACGUAGAUUGAAUGGUGAUGUACAUGAAAAAUCGCCGAAAAGGAUGUCAUCAGCAUGGUCUGAAUUUUCACCAGUGCAGAAAAAAUCACGCUUAGAAAGUGCAUCACGCUUAGAAGAAUCGGCAUUGAAAGAGAAGAAAUUACUUUUGGGCAAAUUUGUAAGGAAGCUCGUAGACGCUGAAAAAGUGAUGUUGAUGCAAAAUAUGGAAAUAAAAGAUCUUUGUAUCGUAGAUCGUAGGAUAUGUUUACGUUAUGCAUUACGAGAAGCAAAACGAUUUCGGAGGAAAGCACUGAUAGAUCUUAUAAUCAAGCAGUUGAAUCAGAUAUUGCCGAAUGCUUCGAUCAGUGAAGACCUGUAG